UGCUUUCGGCGGUCCCGUUAGCGCUCCGUUCUCGGGUCGCGGUUUUUCACGGUUUUAGGGCUGCUGGUGACCGGUGCCCGAGCAGGAGCGCCGGUGCGGGCGGGUGUGGACGGUCGCGGGUAGAUGUGCGCAGUAAUCUGCGGAUCGGCGCAGACGGCGGAGGAUUUGCUGUGAUUUAAAUCUGCGCCUGACGGACGGAGGCCGGGAGGAGCCGCUAACGGUGACCCGGUCCGGUCUGUCUGCUGCGGGUCGGAAUUAAAACGCCCACAAACAGCUCGAAGUUACAUUUCCGGGAGUGUCUCUGAGGUCGGACAUGGAAGCUGGAAACGUCAGGGUUUAGACCGCCGCCUUUUAUUUAGUUAAAACACAUAAACUCACUGUUAAAUUUUCAUCAGCUGAAUUUGGUCUUUAUGAUUUUGAAAUUCUGUGAUUUUGUCUCAGGUCGUCUGAAUUUAGCAAACAUUGAUUUUAUCUCAGCAGCACUCAGUUUAUUCACAGUCGUUCCGGUUUCCAUCAUCAUAAAAUCCACCUGAGCAAGUCUUCAGGUGAGCAGGUGUGUUCAGGUGUCGGUCAGAGGUUUCUGGCCCCGGCGCUGACUCCACUCGGGAUUUUUACUGUGAAAAGCGCAGAAGAAGACCCUUACAACCUUCCUGCUGACACAUUAGUGAGCGGUGCCAAAGCUGCCUCUGGAAUCAUGGGAAGUGUAGGCAAAGAUGGACGGCAGUUCCUGGCAACAUUAGCGGCUCCAGCAGAUACAUUUCUCUGAGACGGUUUUUCUGUGGAUGUUUGAGUUUGUGGGUUUGAGCAGACAUGUCAGAUAAAACAGCGCCGCGCUGCCAGCUGAGGCUGGAGUGGAUCCACGGGUACCGGGGCCACCAGUGCCGAAACAACCUGUACUACACAGCUGGGAAAGAUGUGGUGUAUUUCGUGGCCGGGGUGGGCGUGGUCUUCAACACCAGAGAGCACACACAGAAGUUCUACCUGGGACACAACGAUGACAUUAUCAGUCUGGCCAUGCAUCCUGAUAAGAUCCAGGUGGCGACAGGUCAGGUGGGGAAGGACCCGUACAUCUGUAUCUGGGACACGUACGCCAUGCAGACGGUGUCCAUCCUGCGGGACGUGCACACCCACGGAGUGGCCUGUCUCGCCUUCGAUGCUGAUGGACAGCGACUGGCCUCAGUUGGCCUGGAUGCCAAGAACACGGUGUGCGUCUGGGACUGGAGAAGAGGACGUGUCCUCGCCACGGCCACCGGACACUCGGACAGAAUCUUCGACGUGUGCUGGGAUCCGUUCCAGGCCGGCCGGCUGGUCAGCUGCGGAGUCAAGCACAUCAAGUUUUGGACUCUGUGUGGCAACGCUCUGACUCCGAAGCGAGGGAUUUUUGGGAAAACGGGCGACCUGCAGACCAUCCUGUGCGUCUCUGCGGCCAAAGACGAGCUCACGUACUCCGGCGCUCUGAACGGGGACGUUUACGUGUGGCGAGGACUCACGCUGAUGAGGACCGUACAGGCUGCACACGGGGCGGGGAUCUUCAGCAUGCACGCCUGUGAGGAAGGAUUCGCCACCGGAGGGCGAGACGGCUGCAUCAGACUGUGGGAUGUGGACUUCAAACCCAUCACAAAGAUCGACCUGAGGGAGGCAGAGCAGGGCUACAAAGGUCUGUCGAUCCGUAGCGUGUGCUGGAAGGCCGACCGCAUCCUGGCCGGGACUCAGGACAGUGAAAUCUUCGAGGUGAUGGUCCGAGACCGGGACAAACCAGUUCUACUGAUGCAGGGUCACAGCGAGGGCGAGCUGUGGGCGCUGGACGUGCACCCCAAACAGCCCGUCGCCGUCACCGGGAGUGACGACCGCUCCGUGAGGCUCUGGAGCCUUCCUGACCACACUCUGCUGGCUCGCUGCAACAUGGAGGAGUCCGUUCGAAGCGUUUCUUUCAACAAUGACGGUUCUCAGCUCGCUCUGGGCAUGAAGGAUGGCUCGUUUACGGUGCUGCGUGUCAGGGACAUGACAGAGGUUGUGCACAUCAAGGACAGGAAGGAAGUGAUCCACGAGCUGAAGUUUUCUCCGGAUGGUUCUUUCCUGGCGGUCGGGUCCAAUGACGGGAUGGUGGACGUGUAUGCUGUCGCACAGCGCUACAAGAAGGUAGGCGAGUGCAGCCGCUCCGCCUCCUUCAUCACCCACCUGGACUGGUCGGUCGACAGCCGCUUCCUGCAGACCAAUGACGGUGCCGGGGAGCGGCUCUUCUACAGGAUGCCAGCGGGAAAGCUGGUUCCUAAAGAGGAGGCGAAAGGGAUUCACUGGAUGACGUGGACCGGUGUUGUCGGGCCGGAGGUGAACGGCAUCUGGGUCAAAUACUCCAACGUCACCAACGUAAACUCCGUGGACGCCAACUACAGCAGCGCUGUGCUGGUGGCUGGCGAUGACCUUGGCCUCGUCAAGCUCUUCAGGUUCCCCUGCCUGAAGAAAGGGGCCAAAUUUAAGAAGUACAUUGGUCACUCUGCCCAUGUGACCAACGUUCGCUGGUCCAGCGAUCUGCAGUGGGUCAUCAGCACCGGUGGUGCCGACCACGCCGUCUUCCAGUGGAGGUUCCUGCCCGAAGGUGUGAUGAACGGUGUUCUGGAGCCCCUCCUACAAGAGGGUUACGCCGACUCCAACAGCGGCGAGUCGGACUCAGACGUGUCAGAUGUGCCGGAGCUCGACUCGGACAUCGAACAGGAAGCUCAGACCAGCUACGAACGUCAGGUGUAUAAGGAGGACCUGCCACAACUCAAGAAGAAGCUGAUUGGUUCCCUGAAGCGGCAGAAAGCUCCAGAGGAGGGGCUUCGUCUGCAGUUUGUUCACGGGUACCGGGGCUUCGACUGCCGUAACAACCUGUUCUACAGUCAGGCGGGAGAGGUGGUGUACCACGUGGCCGCCGUCGCUGUCGUCUACAACCGGCUGCAGCACAGCCAGAGGUUUUAUCUCGGGCACGACGAUGACAUCCUCAGCCUCGCCGUCCACCCGCUCAAAGACUACGUGGCCUCGGCACAGGUGGGCAGAGACCCGGCCAUACAUGUGUGGGACAUCCAGACCCUGAAGUGUCUGUCGCUGCUCAAAGGACACCACAGCAGGGGCGUGUGUGCUCUGGAGUUCACAGCUGAUGGGAAGAGUUUGAUCUCAGUGGGAUUCGAUGAAUUUCACUCCAUCAUCAUCUGGGACUGGAAGAAAGGAGAGAGACUAGCCAAGGCCAGGGGUCAUAAAGACAAGAUCUUCAUGGUGAAGAGCAAUCCUUUCAGGAUGGACAAACUGGUGACCGUGGGCAUGAAACACAUCAAGUUCUGGCAACAUUCAGGCGGCGGUCUGACCUUCAAACGCGGGAUUUUCGGGAACCUGGGGAAACAGGAGACGAUGAUGUCGGCGUGUUACGGUCGAUCCGAGGACCUCGUUUUCUCCGGAGCCACGAACGGAGACGUUUACAUCUGGAGAGACACGAUGCUUAUCAAGACCAUCAAAGCCCACGACGGCCCCGUGUUCGCCAUGUGCUCCCUGGACAAGGGUUUUGUGACGGGGGGGAAAGACGGCAUCGUGGAGCUUUGGGACGACAUGUUUGAGAGAUGUUUGAAAACGUACGCCAUCAAGCGGGCCGUCCUGUCUCCGUCCUCUAAAGGGCUGCUGCUGGAGGACAACCCGUCCAUCAGAGCCAUCACGCUGGGCCACGGUCACAUCCUGCUGGGAACCAAGAACGGAGAGAUCCUGGAGAUCGAUAAGAGCGGCCCCAUGACGCUGCUGGUGCAGGGACACAUGGAGGGCGAGGUGUGGGGUUUGGCGGCACACCCUCUACUUCCUGUCUGUGCCACCGUCAGUGACGACAAAACUCUGAGGAUCUGGGAGCUGUCAGCCAAUCACCGCAUGGUGGCUGUCCGCAAGCUCAAGAAAGGUGGGCGGUGCUGUGCCUUCUCUCCGGACGGGAAAGCUCUGGCGGUCGGCCUAAAUGAUGGCAGCUUCCUGGUGGUGAACGCUGACACGCUGGAAGACAUGGUGACGUUUCACCAUCGCAGAGAGCUCAUCUCAGACAUCCGCUUCUCCCAAGAUGCGGGGAAGUACCUGGCUGUGGCCUCGCACGACUCUUUUGUGGACAUCUACAACGUCCUGACCAGCAAGAGAGUCGGCAUCUGCAAAGGAGCCAGAAGCUACGUCACUCACAUCGACUGGGACUCCAGAGGUAAGCUGCUGCAGGUGAACACCGGAGCCAAAGAGCAGCUAUUCUUUGAGGCGCCGCGAGGACGCAGACAGAACAUCAGCGUGGCCGAGUUCGAGAAGCUGGAAUGGGCGAGCUGGACGUCCGUUUUCGGUCCCACCUGUGAGGGGAUAUGGCCAACGCUCAGCUUCAUUAACGCCGCCUCGCUCACCAAAGACCGCAAACUGCUGGCCACCGGAGACGACUUCGGCUUCCUCAAACUCUUCAGCUUCCCGUCCAGGGGCCAGUUUGCCAAGUUUAAGAAGUAUGUGGGUCACAGCUCCAACGUGACCAAUGUCCGCUGGUCCAACGAUGACACAGUGUUGCUGACAGUGGGCGGGGCUGAUACAGCGCUGAUGAUCUGGACCAGAGAGCUGCCGGGUCACAAGGAGAGCAAAGCUGUGGACAGCGAGGAGUCUGACGACGACACAGAGGAGGACGGAGGGUACGACAGCGAUGUGGCCCGGGAGAAGGUGGUGGACUACGUCACUAAGAUCUACUCGGCCAGCAUCAGAAACAUGUCAGGAACCAAACCUCACCUGCAGCACAAAGAGCUUCCCGUGGAGGAGAGGCCUCCGGUGAGCCGAGCUGCACCGCUUCCCGACAAACUGCUGAAGAACAACGUGACGAAGAAGAAGAAGGUGGUGGAGGAGCUGGUCCUGGAGCACGUCUUUGGCUACAGAGGCUUCGAUUGCCGUAACAACCUGCACUACCUCAAUGACGGCGCUGACAUCGUCUUCCACACUGCUGCUGCCGUGGUGAUCCAGAACCUGUCAGCAGGAACUCAGAGUUUUUACCUGGAGCACACAGAUGACAUCCUCUGCCUGACCGUCAAUCAGCAUCCGAAGUACCAGAACGUCAUUGCCACCGGGCAGAUCGGUGAGUCCGCGGAGCUCUCUGGCCUCGCCCCGUCCAUCCGUGUGGGACGCAUGACCAAGCAGACACUGUCCAUCCUGCGGUGUUCGCACGAAGGCGUCGGCUACGUUAACUUCAGCGCUACAGGGAAGCUGCUGCUGUCUGUGGUGGAGCCUGAACACACCAUCACAGUGUGGAGGUGGCAGGAAGGCACCAAGGUGACGAGUAAGGGCGGCCACACUGAGCGGAUCUUCGUGGUGGAGUUCCGGCCGGACUCUGACACCCAGUUCGUGUCGGUGGGAAUCAAACACAUCAAGUUCUGGACUCUGGUUGGAGGUUCGCUCAUGUACAAGAAAGGUGUGAUCGGCUCAGUGGAGGACGGCCGCAUGCAGACCAUGUUGUCUGUUGCGUUCGGCGCCAACAACCUGACAUUCACUGGCGCCAUCAACGGAGACGUGUACGUGUGGCGGGAGCAUUUCCUGGUGCGCGUGGUGGCAAAGGCGCACAGCGGUCCCGUCUUCACCAUGUACACCACUCUGAGGGACGGCCUUAUUGUUACUGGGGGGAAGGAGCGACCGACCAAAGAGGGUGGUGCUGUGAAGCUUUGGGACCAGGAGAUGAAGCGCUGCCGAGCUUUUCAGCUGGAGACCGGCCAACCGGUGGAGAGCGUCCGAUCUGUCUGCAGAGGAAAGGGUAAAAUCCUGGUGGGAACCAAGGAUGGGGAGAUCAUAGAGGUUGGAGAAAAGAACGCUGCCUCCAACACCAUGAUCAACGGACACACUCAGGGAGGGAUCUGGGGUUUGACAAGUCACCCUUUCAAAGACGUCUUCAUCUCCGCCAGCGAUGACGGGACCAUCCGAAUAUGGGACCUGGCUGAUAAGAAACUCCUGAACAAGGUGAGUUUGGGCCAUCCUGCCAAGUGCACGUCCUACAGUCCCAACGGAGAAAUGGUUUCCAUUGGCAUGGAGAACGGGGAGUUCAUCGUCCUGCUGGUCAACUCGCUCACCGUCUGGGGCAAGAAGAGAGACCGCAGCGUGGCCAUCCAGGAUAUUCGGUUCAGUCCAGAUAACCGGUUCUUGGCGGUGGGCUCAGUUGAAAGCGCUGUGGAUUUCUACGACCUCUCUCUCGGGCCAUCGCUUAAUCGGAUUGGUUACUGCAAGGACAUUCCCGGGUGUGUCAUCCAGAUCGACUUCUCUGCUGACAGCAGACACAUCCAGGUGUCCACAAGCACCUACACCUGGCAGGUGCACGAAGUUCCCUCAGGGAAGGUGAUCAUGGAUCAGCCCAUCCUAGACAGGAUCACCUGGGCAACCUGGACCAGCAUCGUGGGGGACGAGGUUGUCGGCAUUUGGCCUCGUAACGCCGAGAAGGCCGACGUUAACUGUGCCUGCGUUUCUCACGCUGGAGUCAACAUGGUGACCGGAGACGACUUCGGCCUCAUCAAGCUCUUCGACUUCCCCUGCGCCGAAAAAUUUGCGAAGCACAAGCGUUACUUUGGCCACUCGGCUCACGUGACCAACAUCCGCUUCUCCUGCGAUGAUAAAUAUGUGAUCAGCGCUGGCGGCAGCGACUGCAGCCUGUUUGUGUGGAAGUGUCAGUGAGGUCCCUGCAGUCCUGUUGGGUUCACAAGAGUCUCCUCCUCUUCUCCUCUGAUGCUGCUCCCCCGACU
Molecule: messenger RNA, 6737 nt
Organism: Maylandia zebra (zebra mbuna)
Lineage: Eukaryota; Metazoa; Chordata; Actinopteri; Cichliformes; Cichlidae
Source: RefSeq, a predicted model, not a curated record